AUGCACAGUCAGUCGACCCUGGCUGGAAAGCCAGGCGACGAAGCGCGGAAAGAAGAAGGUGCGGAGACGAGUGGCCAAAGUGCCCUCACUGCCUUCUGCGCCGGUCGCACAGACGGCACCGCCUUCGCCUUCGCCGCCGCCCGCGCCGCCCGUGCCGGCCGCCCGGCCUCGUUGAACGUUCGCACCGACGCAGACUUUGAUGCCAUUUUGCAGUGCUCGAGCGCUGUUAGACAAGCCUCAGAGACCGCGGCAAUCAUGGGAUUCGGAGGCAAUGGCAAAGGCUGGGGGGGAUGGGGCUGGGCACCGCCGAUGAUGUGGUUCAAGGGCUUCGGCAAGGGCAAGGGCUUUGGUCGUCGUCGCGGCCCUCGGAUUGAGCCUGAGAUGAAGAUCUGGAUUGGCAACCUCCCCGAGGAUGCGACCUGGAAGGAUCUGCAGACCCUGGGAAACACCGCGGGCGCCACCCGCUGGGUUGAGGUCUUCCGUGGCAAAGGCAAGGGCACGGGUAUGAUUGCCUACAAGACGGCAGAGGAGGUGGCUGUCGCGAUGCAAUCUCUGCCCGGCCAAACGAUCAAUGGCCAACCGAUCCAGGUCGAUUCUUGGCAGAAGGCCCCACCUGCUCCGCCGGCGUUCGGCCUGUACUUUACUGAGUGCCACUUCGGCUGUGCAUCGGGACGAGAUGGUCCACUGCCACCUGGGCCUGUAGCUCCGAGUGCACAGAAACCGGAGAGGGCACGCCGACGUCGCCGAUCUGCUCCCACUGAUAGCCAGGAGGUGGCGUCGCGGCGAGUUGCUCCGCCCACACGGCGCACGGCAGCCAAGUCUGCCCCGGCACCGCCAUCCGGCUUGGCUCCGACGAAAGACGUUCUGACCGUGGAGCUGACUGAAUCGGCCUCAGCCAUGAAGCGGCAGUGGGAGAUGCCCGCCGCGCAAGAGAGCAAGGCGAGUCGAUUUCCCCCCAACUUCGUGCCUCGAAAGAUGUGCACUUACAUGCAGAACAGCGGCUUCUGCCAGAAGGGGGACGCCUGCACCUUUGCCCACUCUCCGCAAGAGCUGGCCCCUGGCCCAGGGUCUCAAACGGCGAGCAAGGCGACUGAACUUGAGGAUCUGCAAGAGAUCGAUGACUUGCUGGCCGGAGAAGAGCUUGGAGUGCGGGUUCCCACAGAGCCGCAGCUCAUGUAUCGAGAACCAGCGCAGGAACUUCUUGGGCCAGGCUCUUUGGACGCACCUCGAAUGUUCCAUGGUGAUAUUCGCCCAACGGCGCUGUGCAAGAUGUGGAUCCAGCACCCCACCUACUGCGCCCAUGGUGAUGGAUGUACUUUUGCGCAUGGUCUGGCGGAGAUGUCGGCAGACGUGCAGGCGAGCCUCGAGAGGAUUGCGUUCACAGGCUUGCUCGGAACGAAGGCCGCUGUGGGUGAUCCCGGCAAGGGCAAGGGUGGCAAGGGCAAGGCCCAGGCCGUGGCACUCUACAACAGCGCAGCCAACACGGCCAAAGGCGGACAUAGUGGACCCACCACAAGCAAUGGCUACAGCGGACACGGUCAUGCUCAGACAUCUACUGCCUCAGCGUCGCGGUUCGAGGACUCGAACUUCAAGCCCAACAAAAUAUGCAGUUUUUGGUUGAAGGACCCGAGUUUAUGCCUGAAGGGGGACGCCUGCAGCUUCGCUCACGGAGUACUGGAGCUGCACCCAAAUUCUGUUGAGACCUGUGGGGUCAGUCGAUUCCUGCACUCCGGCUUCAAGCCCCGCGUCAUGUGCAAAAAUAUCUACGCGGGAAAUGGCUGCUUAAAAGGCUUGUGGUGCACUUUCGCCCAUAGCCCAGACGAGAUGCUGUGA
Molecule: messenger RNA, 1833 nt
Organism: Symbiodinium necroappetens
Lineage: Eukaryota; Dinophyceae; Suessiales; Symbiodiniaceae
Source: the annotation of a GenBank genome assembly